Ambispora gerdemannii is the source of this 798-nucleotide messenger RNA. The record is from the annotation of a GenBank genome assembly. Lineage: Eukaryota; Fungi; Glomeromycota; Glomeromycetes; Archaeosporales; Ambisporaceae.
AUGUCAAAUCUAGCAUUUUUCGUCAUGGAAGGCUCUUCGACAUCCACCUUGCAAACCGAUAAUGACUCUUUAAGAGAAGAGUUAAAAGAAUUGCGAGUAAAGCUUUGUGAACAGCAAGAAAAAUGUACAGAGCUUAUGCAAAAAGUCAAUCCAACACAUAUCCAACCAAUUGAGAAGCCACUUGGAAAGUCGAAAAUAUCUAUCAAUACCACGUUUAGUCUUAACAAAAAAGAAGGACAAGUUCGUCGUGUAAAAGCUUAUUUUGGUGACCUCAUAAGAAAAAGCAAGAUUCCUCCAAACACAACUUAUAGAACUCUUGAAACAGUUCUUGCUGAAAACUGGGUUGAAGCGGCAAAGAGUCGAUAUGAAGAAACUUUUGGUUUCCAGGAAUGGGUUUUUCGUGAAGCUUUAAAACAAAAACUUCAGGAUCGAAGCUCGUAUUAUAAGCGAAAAAAUAAGCUCAAGGCUAAACGGGUGGAAAAAUCAGUCGUCUCCACGAUGACAGUAUCAAGUGAUGAAUCUGAAAUUGAAGUGAUGGCAGUACCAAGCAAUGAAAUCUUGAAACAAACGAGCAAACAACGAAAAGGGAAAGAACCUGCAGCGACGACAGUACCAAGCGAUGAAUCGGAAAUUGAAAUCUUGAAACAAACGAGCAAACAACGAAAAGGGAAAGAACCUGCAGUACCAAUCGAUGAAUCGGAAAUUGAAAUCUUAAAACAAACGAGCAAAAAACGAAAAGGGAAAGAACCUGCGUUUUCUGACCCGCCCAGCAGGAGAACACGCAACAAGAUGAAAUAG